UCUCGGAGCAUCAGCCACUUUUCCUGCCUCCCUCCCAGCCCGGCUGUCCCUCCUUCCCUGCCCAAGCCCUCACCUCACUCCACAGCCCAGGACAGGGACCAUUCCUGGGAGGACAGUGGAGGAGCUGCAGGAUGGAAGAGAAAAGCAAAAUGCAGACAGAGAAGCACCUCACGGGAACGCUGGUCCUCUCUGUCUUCACUGCAGUGUUGGGCUUCUUCCAGUUCGGCUACAGCCUGGGUGUCAUUAAUGCCCCCCAGAAGGUGAUAGAGGCACACUACGGGCGCGUGCUGGGCAUCAUCCCCCUGGAUGGACACGCCACCAACACCUCCGGGGAGGAUGGCACAAACCCCCAGGCUGGCACCAAGGGCACACUCGCACCCCUGGCUGACACCAGCGAGGACCUGGCCACCUCCUCACACAUCCUCACCAUGUACUGGUCCCUCUCUGUCUCCGUGUUUGCCGUCGGUGGCAUGGUCUCCUCCUUCACCGUGGGCUGGAUCGGCGACCGGCUCGGCAGGGUGAAAGCCAUGCUGGUGGUGAAUGUCCUCUCCAUCGCCGGGAACCUCCUCAUGGGGCUGGCGAAAUUUGGGCCGUCUCACAUCCUCAUCAUCGCUGGGAGAGCAGUCACAGGGCUGUACUGCGGGCUCUCCUCCGGACUCGUGCCCAUGUACGUCAGCGAGGUCUCUCCCACGGCCCUUCGGGGAGCGCUGGGGACGCUGCACCAGCUCGCCAUUGUCACAGGGAUCCUCAUCAGCCAGGUCCUUGGACUAGACUUUCUCCUGGGCAACGAUGAGAUGUGGCCCCUGCUCCUCGGUCUGUCUGGUGUGGCUGCCCUGCUGCAGUUCUUCCUGCUCCUGCUGUGCCCCGAGAGCCCCCGAUACCUUUACAUCAAACUGGGGAAGGUGGAGGAAGCUAAAAGAAAUUUGAAAAGGCUUAGAGGAAACUGUGACCCGAUGAAAGAGAUUGCAGAGAUGGAAAAAGAAAAGCAAGAAGCUGCUAGUGAAAAGAAAGUCUCCAUAAGACAGCUUUUCACCUCUUCCAGGUACAGGCAGGCUGUCAUCGUGGCACUGAUGGUGCAAAUAUCCCAGCAGUUCUCAGGAAUCAAUGCGAUCUUUUACUAUUCUACAAACAUUUUCGAGAGAGCUGGAGUUGACCAACCAGUUUACGCAACCAUCGGUGUCGGAGUGGUGAACACAGUCUUCACUGUUAUCUCUGUCUUUCUGGUGGAGAAGGCGGGCAGGCGGUCCCUGUUCCUGGCUGGAUUGAUGGGCAUGUUAAUAAGUGCCGUGGCCAUGACAGUUGGACUUGCGCUUCUGAGCCAGUUUGCCUGGAUGAGCUAUGUCAGCAUGGUUGCGAUCUUCCUCUUCGUCAUCUUCUUUGAAGUCGGGCCUGGGCCCAUCCCCUGGUUUAUUGUGGCCGAGCUGUUCAGCCAAGGCCCACGUCCUGCCGCCAUCGCUGUCGCCGGCUUCUGCAACUGGGCCUGCAACUUCAUCGUGGGAAUGUGCUUCCAGUACAUAGCGGAUCUGUGUGGACCGUACGUGUUUGCAAUCUUCGCAGCCCUGCUCCUACUCUUCUUUCUGUUUGCCUACUUCAAAGUCCCAGAGACAAAAGGGAAGUCCUUUGAGGAGAUCGCAGCUGUGUUCCGCCGCAAGAAGCUCUCGGCCAAAGCCAUGACUGAGCUGCAGGACCUGCGAGCCACUGAGGAGGCAUAACCAUCCCACCCACCCAGAAAGGAGGGACUGGGCAUGGACCUCCUUCAGGCACUGUGGGCAAAAGUCUCAUUUCACAAAAACCUUGCAGCUGGCAGACCAGGAGGACCCAUCCACCGCAUUCCUUCUGGCUGCUGCGGUUCACACCUCCCAGGUGCUAACCUGGCAUUUUGGUCUGAGACACUUGGUACAACUGUACUGCAGGAAGAGCCAGGGAAAGGACGGGAGGAGUACGUUAUCUGUGUGUCUCCAUGUCCCUCUGUAAGACCCCAGCAGGACGGUGAUGUUACCACAUGGCCAAGCAGGGCCAUGGCGCAGCUGGAGUGAAGGAAAGGGGGGGUCGGCUGAUGCUGCAGCCUCACAUUUUCACCUUUUUGUCCCAUGCUUGCUGCUUCCUUCUCGUGACUUGGUGCCUUGAGAAGCCAACUGCUAGUGCAGUUGUGCCUCCAGCACACAGUACUGAUUGCAUGGGGUACCAAGGAAAACAGGUCAGGCAAACUCCCCCUUACUCAUGCCUGUGCAGAGGAAAAAGGUGGAUCCCACUUGAACCUCACUUGCUUUGCUGUCUGUGCAUUAUGGAAAUGCUGUCCGAUCUCAUAAGGAUUUCCAAUCACAAAAUUUUUUAGGAGAAUCUUAGAAACUGUGGCUGGGCUGAUGGGCAUUUUUUUCCUUAUGUUUCAGCCAAACUAUUUAGCACCCUCUUUCCUCCUAGGAAGCCUCUUCUCCCUCCCUUCUCCCUGCUGCAGCACAAGACAAGCACAAUACUGACCACACAAGGGGCCUGGGCGCUCCUGACCCCAGGAUGAGGAGACCCAAGUCCUGCUGCCAUCCCUCCCAUGGUGUGACUACUGCCAGGUCACCUCCUUCCCCAUCCUCUGAGCUUGCCUUCCCUUCCUUUUGUACAAUGCUCAGACCCACAGGCUCCAGCCUGAGUCAAGGACUUGGGCUGCCCAUACUGUAACAAUAGAUGAUGACCCAAAGAGGGAAUGGGUACUGGAGGGUUAACUGGAAGGUGCCCACUGAUGGGACCCCCACUUUGCACCACUUAGGAUUUUGCUGGCUGGAUGUGCUGCAGCCAAGAAGUGCAAGCAGGAGGUCAUGCUGUUUCCAUAGCCUUGUUUGUGCUCCUUUUGCUUCUUUGUGAGACAUUUUUAUGUGACAGAAUCAAACUCCAUGGAUUUUUCUUCCUUUUUUGGGGGCAUAUCUUGGAACCACUGUAAAAGCCUCCUCUCUGUUUGCUUGACUUUUAAGAUUUGCAUGUUCUUUGUUGUGAUACCAGGUUACUUUCUAGCAACUUUCUCAGGAUAGAAACCCAUUAUUUAUUUAGAGAUGAAACACUAGCAUUGCUGGGUUGCUGUGAGCUCACCACGCUGAUGGUGAAGCAGUGGCCAAAAUGUAACAGAGGAUCAAGCAUAAUGAAAAGCACAGAACAGAUGGGCCAAGGAGGAUCAUGCUGCUGCUGUGGGUUUGGUUUUAGGGAAUGUUCAUGCUCCUUUCCAUGUGCCUGAACGUUUUUCCUUUGUAGACUUUACUUUCUUGGUAUUACGACUCUAAAGCAGAUUCUAGUCCCUUCCAAGUGACUGGAAGUGCAGCCAUGAGGUCCUUUGGGAGAAGUGUCUGGCCCCAGUGUGUGCACUGAAGCAGUAAGAUUGCACCAAAGGCUUUCCCGGAGUGACUGCUGGGAUUUAACUAGAGAAGAACUGGGUCAGUGCUGUCAUGUGCUACAGCAGUGGGGAUUCCAGGUCUGACAUGGGGUAUGCAGGGAUCUGGGAACCAGGGCCCAGGCUAGGGUGAAGAAGAGAGCAGCAGAGCUGGGGCACAGAUCUGAGUGGAACCCUCUGUCCGUGUGCUGCAAACAGGUCCUCCCAGGUGAGACCAGCUGCCACAGCAGGCUCAGAAACUCUCCACAUUGUUUACUACAGGUAGUUAAAUAUUAUAACUGAUUGUCUGAAUGUAAAAGGGGGGGGGGGGGGAAGAGAUGGGUUCUUGCUUUCAGUAAUGUUAUCUAUGUCUGUUAGAUAAAAGUGACAGUGAACA
Molecule: messenger RNA, 3746 nt
Organism: Corapipo altera (White-ruffed manakin)
Lineage: Eukaryota; Metazoa; Chordata; Aves; Passeriformes; Pipridae
Gene: SLC2A2
Product: solute carrier family 2 member 2
Exons: 11
Coding region: 132-1712 (526 amino acids)
Biological process (GO): D-glucose transmembrane transport
Cellular component (GO): membrane; brush border
Source: RefSeq, a predicted model, not a curated record